AUGGCCCUCAUGGGCCGGGCUGGCUUCUCUUUACCUGGCGGCCAGUUUACAACAUUCAAUGAGCUGAAGACUUCAUUGUACCAGCGGCGGACCCUCUUUCUCGGAGAGGCCCAGGGGCCCCAACUGUCCAUGUUUGAAGAAUUUCCACCAAGGCUCACAACCGAUUUCUUGAUCCGGCAAUAUUUCGACACUUUUGGCUCCGUUUUUGCGCUCUUACCAAAGCCAAUUUUCCAAGACCAGGUCUUGAGAUUUUGGGAAAAGCCUGAGAGCGUGCCCAUUUCCGACUGCAUACAAAUCUUGCUGGUCAUAGCUAUUGGGAAUGGUACUCUAGAUACGAACAGCGGCCGAUUGCCGGACACCAAGAUCGAGGGGUGGUGGCAUCUCAUUCUAGCGUGGCAGGGCGUCGCCCUUCGUUCCAACCCUUGCGAUGUCAGCACUCUCCAAGCAUGUUGCUUGAUCGACAUCAUGAGGCAGGUUUACAGCCUGGAUUCCACGGCUACUUGGUCCUCAUCUGGUAUGCUGGCGCGAAACGCAAUGGUGGCGGGCCUGCAUCGCGAUCCCUCGAUUACAGGAGACCGCCUCACAAAGGACGAGCUAGAGACCCAACAAAAUCUCUGGUACACGAUCCUGGAGCUGGAUUUACAAAGCUCAAUGAAUGAAGGAAUUUUGACAACGAUAGGACCCGACGACUGGGAUAUGUCGCUACCAGCACCUCCGAAAUCGAAUGGCAUGGGCGAGGGAUCUUGCCUAGGUGCCUCGUCGCCUGUGGGCUACUUGAUAUCGACUCUGAGAACGCGGAUGCGUAUCGCCAACUUCCUCAACGACAUCAGAUGCUCUACGAAGUACGAGGAGGCCUCCAAGUUGCAGGAGGCAUUUGAAGCUGUGGCGCGUCCGCUGCUAGCAAACAGCUCUCCUGACCGCGGCUAUGACUUGGGUGGACUGGUGAACAUGAUGAGGACCUCCGGAUCCUUGUUUCGUACAGUGGCUCUGCAAGCCGUGCUGUUUCUCUGCUAUCAGAUGGAAGCGUCUGUCUCUGACAAUAAGCCCUGGACGUUGAUCGCCGAGCUCAGGGACCGAAUCAUUGACAUCAUCGACCGCUACGCUCUCAUUGCCGAGAGAAGGCUCGCGACGCAAGACUUUGUAGGGAAGGCUUUCAUAAUAGCCAAUAUGGUAUCGGCGAAAGCCAAACUUGUGAGGAUGGGGCACAGCGGAGCAGAGAUUGAUGCGGCUAGUCCGGCUAUGGCCAAGGAUAUCGCCGAGGUGUGCUUCGCCAUCUUCCGAAAUCGGCCGGAUAUUCCUGGGCCUGUCCAAGAGGAUAUGACACCAAUGUCGCUAGUGGAGUGA
Molecule: messenger RNA, 1344 nt
Organism: Colletotrichum scovillei
Lineage: Eukaryota; Fungi; Ascomycota; Sordariomycetes; Glomerellales; Glomerellaceae
Exons: 2
Coding region: 1-1344 (447 amino acids)
Biological process (GO): regulation of transcription by RNA polymerase II; DNA-templated transcription
Cellular component (GO): nucleus
Molecular function (GO): zinc ion binding; RNA polymerase II cis-regulatory region sequence-specific DNA binding; DNA-binding transcription activator activity, RNA polymerase II-specific
Source: RefSeq, a predicted model, not a curated record